UGGGACCUGGAUGGGACGGACACCGCACACCAUGCGCUCUGUAAAAGACUCAGAUCUGCCUUCUCUAGGGGCUUGGAAGAGAACCCCAGGCCAGGUCACAAGAAUCAUCUUGUCCUGGUUGACACUGACCACAAGGAUCCAAGAAUAUCAAAACAUUUAAGAGUCGGCCCUGGGGUACCAUGCUAGGCAGCUUCAAGAAAAGCUAAAAGAAAAGACUGAGGCAGACAAUCUAGCCACGACGAAAAUGACGGCAGGACUCGCCCGCCGAUUUCCAUUGUAACGCUCCGGGCCACCCUGUGACCUUCGUGGAAGGAAGUUGGAGGAUUCUCUCGCUUCCCUGGAAAGGCAACUCCGCGCGGGCUGGGUGAAGAGAGACCCGGCCAGCGGCGGCUAUGGCGGGGCAUAUCAAAGGCUCACAUUUCCGCUCUCGAGCCGGGGACCCGGGCCGGGACCGCAGCACCUUCCGGGCCGGGAGUUCAAGGUGAGCCGGGCUCCCGGCGGCCAACAGGUAGGGAGGGCUGGGGAAAGCCGGCCCGGGCCACUCCCCCGGCACAUGUUGGGGGCGAGGCUCGGCCUGGCGGAGCCGCCACUUGCACCCCGCGCGCGGGGCCCGGGCGGAUUUGCGCCAGGCUCCGGGCGGCCCCGCGGCCGCUCCCCGCCGGGCCAAGCAGCCCGCGCACCCCGGCCGGGUUUCCCGGGAGCAGCCCGGGCACCGUCAGUGCCCCAGGCCGCGCGCUGCAGCCGCGCCCCGCCGAGCCCUCCAGGGCCCUGCCAGACCCCCUGCGCCCCGCCGAGCCCCGCGCACACUCACCCAGCGACAGGAGCGCCAGCAGCAGCGGCCUCGGCGCCAGGCGCCCCAUGCUCGCCCGGCGGGAGCGACUCUCCCCCUCCUCCUCCUUCCCCGCCGCCUCUCCUCCUCCUCCUCCUCCAGCUCCGGCUGCUCCAGAGUCGGAGCUCCUCCGCCUGGGCCGCGCGCCUGCUCCGCUCUCCUCGCGAGCCGAUAAAUCCCAGCGCUGGGGCGUACGUGCGCCCCUGGCUCCGCUCGCUCCCUCCCGCCUCCUUCCCUCCCUCCUCCAGCCGGCGGGGCCCGGGAGCCGGCCCCGCCGAUCCGAGUGUGCAGCCCCGACCGCUUCCCGAAAGCAGAAGGGAAGAACCGCAGCGCCCGCCCGCCCGCGCCUCCCAUCCGGCGCUUUGCCAGCAACAAACACAAACUUUCCCAAGCCCCUCCCCGCUCCAGGUAACGGAGGAAGCGCCGGGGCCACCCGCUUAAAGGCGAGGAGGCGUCGGAGCCCACCCUGCCUUCCCCUCUAGGCCCCCACCCCACGAGAAACUUUCCUCCGACCUUUAAAAGUUGGCCUGGGAAAGACUCGUCUGGAAAUCCCUUCGCUGUAGCCCUAUCCCGGGACACCCCGCGUUCCAUCACGCUGGAGUCACCCACGCGUGUCUAGUCUAUCCUCAGUCAACUCCCCGCUCGUUCGGCCUCUCGUCCUGAGCUAAACACCCCACCAACCAGCCGCUUGGCCUAUGCCAAAAAUUACGCAAAUGGGAGCGAAGGAGCUGAAAGGACUUUUGAAGGCCACGGAUUCCAACGUCUACCAAACAGAGGCCUUAAGUGUUUCGGUGAGGUGCCCAAGGAUUCACAGGGAAGGGGCAAAAUCAGAACCCCGCUCUCCUGACUGCCCACUCCCCGAUGGUUUGGGUGGGCCUGCCUCCUCCUUACCCAGCACCCUCCCUCUCCUCGGCGCAUGUGGCACUGAUUAGAACGGCUCCCCACAAAGACACCCAUUUAAAAAACAAACAAAACCCAAGUGUAUUAAUAGCUCUAGUACUUCAUAUAGAAUGUACUCUUAAGACUUCAUAUUUAUUGCUCUAAGUGGACACCACUGGUUGCCAAUAAAGACUCAUA
Molecule: messenger RNA, 1906 nt
Organism: Piliocolobus tephrosceles (Ugandan red Colobus)
Lineage: Eukaryota; Metazoa; Chordata; Mammalia; Primates; Cercopithecidae
Product: vegetative cell wall protein gp1-like
Exons: 2
Coding region: 554-1270 (238 amino acids)
Source: RefSeq, a predicted model, not a curated record